Molecule: messenger RNA, 2901 nt
Organism: Symbiodinium sp. CCMP2592
Lineage: Eukaryota; Dinophyceae; Suessiales; Symbiodiniaceae
Source: the annotation of a GenBank genome assembly
AUGGAGCAGCAGUUAAUGCGCUCGGAGGACAUUAUGAGGAAAGUCGCGCCAGGUUUGGCGGCUGCAUUGGGGAAGCACGGAGUGCCACCCGAUCCUUGCAGCGCUUGCCCUGCAUUCACCUCCGCCUUGGGCCCACCCGCUCCCACCCCAGACGCUCAUCCAGCUGUAGUGCGCCCAAACUACGGCCACGCUGCAAACAAAAUUCCUGACGUCGGACAACGACGGCGCGAGCCGAAGGAUGCCGGACCAGCUGCUCGUUUCUAUGGCACUACCCCACAGCCAGGGAGCACUUACUCGCUACCGGUGCUGCAGCAAGCUGGAGCUUUCGCACAAGAGCCGCGAGGGCAUUUCAACGGGCUCACAGGCUUCGUGCCAGUCAAUCAGCCUUGGCCGCGAAUGCAACUGCAAGGCCCUGCCUUGCCGCAUUUUGCGGCACAAGCCUGUCCGAGAUUGCAUCAAGGUUCUGCAACACAAGAUGUCGCCCUUCCUUGGCCGCGGAUGCCACGACCAGGCCUGGCACUUGGCCCAGAGCCCUGGCCACCAGGCUGUGCUCUACCGACUUUGCACCCAGGCGUUCCCGUUGUCGGCCAUCACAUGCUGCCGAAAGUCCAAGCUCCUCAAGGAGUGCCGGUGCCACAUCCACCAGGUCACACUGCAGCUUCGAUGGACGCAGAACUUCCGGAAUCUGGGCAGCAAGGUUUAGGAGUCCAAGUUGGCCCACUACCGGACUUGCAGCCUCAAGGCCUCAGUGCGUCAGACCAGGGCUGCAAGGCCAAGAGCUCCCUGAGCACACCCCCGCCACCGAGGCCCUCGGCUGCUUGUCCGGUGAAUGCCCAGGACCUUGAGGCCUUCCUGGCCAGCAAGGCCGCCAUGGCCUCCGCAGGCGAAGAUGCCCAGGCCUCGGAAGAGACGAAGACGCCGUCAAGCGAGAACGACAACAGUGGUCGAUUGCUGCUGAUGCUUUUGAAGGGCAGCAGAGGUGAAGGAACAGGAGCCUUGCCCGAAGUGAACGACGAGCGCUGGCACAAGUCCCGCUGGGAGCCAUUGCUGCAACCUUUUGCCGACUCCAGUGACCCAAAGCGCUUCAUCUCUGCGGAGCACUUUGCCCCUGGACGGGGACUCUGUGUGUCGGGAUCUGGUGCCUUGCCAUGUGUGCUACAGGAUUUGCCGCGUUCUGAUCUGCUGGUGAUGUACAAACCAUCCGGUUGGGCCACAUGUUCAACGCCGCAGUGGGAAGGGGUACACGGCAAUUUGAUCCGCUAUGUCUGGAAAAAGCACGCCCAUGGCCCAGUGGCCGCUCCAUGCCAUCGGCUGGAUAGGGGGACGAGUGGGAUCGUGAUCGUGGCCAAGUCUCGCACCGCUUUGCGACACGUAUGCUUGCAGAUAUCGAGCCGCUCAUUGGUCAAGCAGUACAUCGGCCUCUGCAGAGGCAUCAUGGACCCUCCUCAGGGGGCCUUGUCCAUUCCGCUGGCGAUCAGCAGUGCAGACAAGCCACUGGGAGCUUGUGCAACCGCAGGGCGCAUGGCCGUCACCAGGUAUCGAGUGCUGGGAUACUUCCGGCAACAGACCGCAGGAGGCUCGACCGAAUACAGCCUGGUCCAAGUCCAGAUUGACCAUGGACGGCAACAUCAGAUCCGUCUCCACAUGGCCUCGAUGGGGCAUCCGAUCGUGUGCGAUGUGAAGUACAGCUCGUCGCAUUUUAAGGAGGACUCCCAAGUCACUGGUGGCCGGCUCUUUCUCCAUGCCGCUUUCCUUCGAGGGACCUUGCCCCCGGAUGGUACUGCUCCUCUGAGCAUCGCCUGCCGCCUACCACGGCAGCUACGCGAGUGCUUGACCUCCAUGGAGCGCCUCAGGAGCCUUGAAGAGACGCUGUCCCUCGAGGCCACCGAGCUUUGUGACUGUCUGCUGAUGCCAGACCCAGAGGUGGUCCAGAAAUGCGAUCCUGGAUUGGAGGUGAAGACCUCCAGCAAAGCCAGCAGCGAGAAGGAGACCGAAGACCCAGAGACUGAGGACCUGGAAACUGAGGAGACCGAGGAAACCGAGGCAGAGGAGGCAGAGGAGGUGGCAGGUGUGCUCUCUAAGAGGAACUUGGAGACGGAAAUGCUGGCGCAGAUGAACGAGCUGCUGAACACAGAGGCUGAGCCAGGUGAUCGGUCCGAGACGGACAGCGAGUCCGAAGCAAACAACGAGCUCCCGGAGGAGGUAGAUGAGGAAACCAACCUCGAAGGGGUUGACAGCGUGGCUGAAACCGACAGUGGCUUUGGACCUAUGUCGCUCCACAGCCAGUUCGUCAGGUGCAAGGUCUGUGGUGAACAGGAGAAGGUGGAGAAGGUCGAGUUUCCGGCGCUUCGGCUCCGUUUGAGCUGUCGGUCUGUGGCGACGUGGAACGCCCAAGUCUUGAAGCUCUUUCAUUCGGAGGAGGACCGUGAACAAGGCCAGCAGCUCCAGCCGCGGCAUUCGGAGAGGUGGUCCAACCAGGACUGGACGAACGAGUGGUCCAACCAGUGGUGGCAGCAUCCCUGUCCUGAAGCUUGGGAGUGGGAGUGGAGCUCGAAAAGCCACCCAGCUCCCGCGAAAACGACGACUGGAGCUGGAGGCGGGGCAGGUCGGAGCUUGGGUGGCCCGCCCGCACGCGAAUCGCGCCGCCGGGCAGAGAAGCAGAAUGUGGAGGUGCAGAUGAGGAAGGAGCUUUACGCUCACCUCAAGGAGCAUGGUAUGCGACAUGUUCCUGGCCCGUCCGUUGCGGGGCUUUUCGCAUACCGCUACAACCAAUUCCUUCGCAAGGAUGGGCGCCGCAAUGACGGGAGCGUCCGUGCUUGGAUCAGCAGCCAGCCGGGCGUGGAGGUGGAGGCCAUGGGCGGCAACCAGUGGUGUGUGCAUUUGGACCCGAGCGUGAUUUAG